AUGAAACCAGGGAAUUCUCCUGUACCUUGCUGCCUGUCACAACGAUGGAUACUUGCAUACAUUGGAUUCUUUGGAUUUUUCUGUAUGUAUGCAUUACGAGUCAAUUUAAGUGUUGCUAUAGUGUGUAUGGUGAAAAGCUACCCAGACAAUUCAACCAAUGCUUCGAACAAUACCAACCCAAAGUGUGAUGAACAAACAAGCAAUAGUAGCAGCUCGAAUACCGAAGAAUUUGAUUGGACUAAAAGCGAACAAGCGACAUUAUUGUCUGCUUAUUUCUAUGGUUACUUAGUAACACAGAUGCCUGGUGGUUGGCUAGCUGGUAGAUUUGGCGGGAAACGAGUUAUAGGCUUUGGUCUGAUUGUAGCCUUUUUAUUGAAUUCUUUAACACCUGUCGCUUCUAGAUAUGAUAUUCGUGUUGUUACAGCCAUUAGAGUUUUACUGGGUUUAGCGUCGGGUCUCAUGUUUCCCGCCAUGCACAGUAUGUGGGGUAAAUGGGCGCCACCUUUAGAAAGAAGUCGAUUGACGUCAUUCUGUUAUGCGGGAUCGUUUAUUGGUAAUAUCAUCACGUUUGCUGCAUCAGGCCUUCUGUGUGAGUAUGGUUUUGAUAAUGGCUGGGGAUCAAUCUUCUAUCUAACUAGUAUUGUAACUGUAAUAUGGCUGGUAUUAUGGUUUAUAUUUGUGGCGGAUACACCAACUGAACAUCCACGAAUAUCUGAAGCUGAGCGAAAUUAUAUAGAGUCAGGAAUAGGUGAUAAACAAACCAGAGUAUUAACGACACCAUGGUUAGCUAUAGCUAAGUCACGAGCUAUGCAGGCCUGUCUCGUGGCACAUUUCUGUAAUAAUUGGAUUCACUAUACUCUACUGACUGGUUUACCAACGUUUAUGAAAGAAGUUCUCAAGUUUGAUAUUAAAUCGAAUGGUAUCUUGUCAGCAGUACCUUACAUUGCUAUGACUGCAUCUACCGUAUUGUCUGGUCAAGCAGCAGAUUUUCUCAGAACAAAAUCUUUCUCAGUUAAAGCUAUACGAAAAUUCUUCCAAAUAACGGCGUUUGUUGGUGCUGGAGGAUGUCUAGUAGCUACAGGGUUUGUUUCCUGUGAACAUAAGAUGAUUGGCGUAGCAUUGUUGACUCUUGCUGUUACGUUUGAAGGGAUGUGUUUUGCUGGCUACAUGGUUAAUCAGGUUGAUUUCGCUCCGAGGUAUGCUGGUGUAUUAUUUGGUAUCAACAAUGCAAUAGCCUCUGUACCAGGUAUGGUGGCGCCAUUAGUGGUCGGGGCCUUGACGCCAAAUAAAACCCAAGAAGAAUGGCGGAAUGUGCUUUAUGUAUGUGGUGGAGUGUGUCUGCUGGGAGCGACUGUUUUUGGACUUUUCGCGCGGACAGAUUUAGAACCAUGGGCUGCUGAACCCGUGGAGGUCGAAAUACAGGACCCAAUCAAGAAAGUUGAAGAAUAUUUACAGAAAGACAUAGUUUUAUAUGAUAAUAAGGCCUUUGAUAAAUCGGACUUGAAUGAAGAAAAUGGAUCGACGAUUUCUAUAAAAUUAUAA
Molecule: messenger RNA, 1542 nt
Organism: Patella vulgata (common limpet)
Lineage: Eukaryota; Metazoa; Mollusca; Gastropoda; Patellidae
Product: sialin-like
Exons: 11
Coding region: 1-1542 (513 amino acids)
Biological process (GO): monoatomic anion transport; transmembrane transport
Molecular function (GO): transmembrane transporter activity
Source: RefSeq, a predicted model, not a curated record